Strongylocentrotus purpuratus (purple sea urchin) is the source of this 4146-nucleotide messenger RNA. RefSeq names its product E3 ubiquitin-protein ligase MIB2-like. Gene Ontology annotation, molecular function: ubiquitin-protein transferase activity; protein binding; zinc ion binding. The transcript has 21 exons. Lineage: Eukaryota; Metazoa; Echinodermata; Echinoidea; Camarodonta; Strongylocentrotidae. Bases 137 to 3085 code for a protein of 982 amino acids. Gene Ontology annotation, biological process: protein ubiquitination. Gene Ontology annotation, cellular component: cytoplasm. The record is from RefSeq and is a predicted model, not a curated record.
UUAGAAAAACCUCAAUGCUCGUGAUUUGUUUCUGCCACUCCAACUCGAGACAUCCCCUGCAUUAGCUUAGCAAACUAGUAAUCAAACGGGAGGAGCACAAGUUUGAGGUUCGACGUUCAAAUCUGAGGAAGGCACCAUGCUCUCGUACAUCGGUGAACGUGUGGUACGUGGACCAGAUUGGGAAUACAACCAUGAUGAUGGGGGCGAUGGCUGUGUCGGAACGGUUAUCGCCAUAAAGAAAGAAAGAUCUGGGCAAUCUCGGUCCAACGAGACAGCAAGGACCAACUGUAAGGUCCAGAUGGUGACUGUAGCCUGGGACCUAGCCCACAUCGGGGACUACAGGACAGGACUAGAUGGAAAGUAUGACUUAGCAUGUAUGGAUGUUGGUUUAGGUCGGCCCCAUCCCAUAUCCAUAUGUAACGUGUGUUCCCGUAAUCCACUAGGGUACAGAUGGUUAUGUGCAGUAUGUGAGACCUUUGACCUGUGUGAUGCAUGCUAUAAUAAGAAUGAACAUCAUCUGGACCACCAGUUUGUAAGGUUCUCAUCUCCCAUCGGAUCCAGUGUGCGUGCUCCAACACGAGAGAGCAGUCUCAACAACCGUGUAGAAGCUAGAGGAUUGUUUGUGGGAGCUAAAGUUUCAAAAGACGACAAGCGAGGCAGUGUGGUGGAGACCCUAAGCUUCAGAAACGAGCUUCAAUGGGGAGGAGUCAAGGUGUUAUGGGAUGGGGAGGAAGAGGCUUCCGUCCACGCUCGUACGGAAGAUGGUGUGAUCGACAUCAAAUGUGAAGAGGCGGCUAAAUAUGGGCUCUACUAUAAGGACCAUCUAGCAAAUUUUGGUGAGAGAAGUUUUAAUGGUGUAGGCGACUUGGCUUCAGUCCUUAUUGAUGUUGAUGAAAUCAAACAGCUGCAAGAAGGACAUGGAGACUGGAUUCCACAGAUGACAGAUGCUCUACGACAGGUUGCCAUCAUUACUGCAGUAACUUACAAGGGUGAUUGCAAACUCCAUUUCCCAGUUCUAGGCCUGGAUUGGGAUUUCAACACAGAAGCUGUAACCAGGUUGGAGAAGUUUGGUACUGGAGACACAGUACAACUGAUAGACGAUGAGGAGAAAAUAAAGAAGAUUCAGCCUGGGCAUGGAGACUGGAAAGAAGAGAUGUCUCAGGAUCUUGGACAAGAAGGAGCAGUCUUGACAGUCCAGAGCACAGGUGAUAUCAAGGUUUUGGUCAACGGUCAUCCCUUGACAUUACAUCCAGCCUGUGUGACACUGGUUGAAGAAGCUGAAGAAAAUGGGAGUUCUAUUGACUGGGAGGAAGUACAGGAAUCGAUGUCGAUGAAAGCGAUGCAGGAUGAAAUGAUCUUAGGUCCCAUGGGUUUUGGUUUCUCGUCUAUCAAUUCUAUGAAGGAAGAUAUCCUCAAGUUUGUACAGAACGCUCAAGACGGUAACCUGACAGGAGUCAAGGAAGCACUGGAGAAAAAUCCAAGCUGGGUGAACAUACAGGUGUCCCACAUGGCUGCAAUUCAUCAUGCCUGCAGUUCUGGUCAGCUCGAGGUCAUCAAGUAUCUCAUCAGCAAGAAUGCAUCGAUAGAGGCCAUAGAUGAGACAGAAUUCCAUCCGCUCCACUACGCUGUAAGAUCGAACAAGCUGAAGGUGGUGGAGUAUUUAUUGCAGCAAGGAGCCUACCCUAGUUCAGUGAGUAAAAUAUGGUUGAGUCCUCUACAUCUGGCUGCUGCCAAGGGUUUCACAGAUUGUGUUGCAAUCCUCCUCAAACACGGAUGCAAUAUCAACAUUCAGGCUGUGGGUGGUGAUGUGGCUCUUCAUUUUGCCAUUGUAGGAGGAAGUCGGGAAUGCCAGAAGCUUCUCAUCCAAUCCCCAAUGAUUGAUCUGAUGCUGAGGAACUUAAAUGGAGACAACGCUCUUCACUUUGCUGCUCUCAGAGACUCAGAGUUCUCUGUGAAUAUGAUCUUGGAUAAGAUGCCUGUCCUUGCCUUAAACAGAAAAGAAGAUGGCGUCACAUGUCUUCAUAUUGCAGCACUUGUCAAUAACUCUACCAUUGCAAGGAUUCUUAUUGAAAAGGGAAGAUGCACAAUUGAUUCUAACGCCAACAAUAAUGGAAGCCCUCUGUUUUUGGCUGUGAUAAGGGGUGCCACUGAGACAGUCGAGGUGUUGGUAACACACGGUGCAAACAUCAACCAACAAAACAAAUCAGGCUGGACAUGUAUGCAUGCCAUUCUUAAGAUGCUGAUGAACCCGGAGUAUGAGGUGGAGGAUUCUCUCACACUGAGAAAGAUUCGUGCUUCCAUGAGGGAGAUAGGAGUCUCGUCACCUGGUGGCGCCCUUGCCUGUUACCUUGUCAGAAACGGAGGGAAACUGGACAUUCUUGACGAAGAAGGAAACAAACCAAUAGAUCAUGUGGUGGAUCCCAAACUCAAAGAAUGUCUGCAGAAGUGUCUAGAACUCUAUAGCCCUCAUAGUUCUCCUGCACCUGCUGCCAAGAAAGAAAGAAAUCCUCUUCUGUCAAGGAUCCUUCCCUUCUUGAACAAGCGCCGAGAGGCACGUAAGAGGCCUGCAUCAAACCUUGAAGGGAUGAAUGAAGUGGAGAACUUGGAAACAGAGGGAGAGGUGGAGCUCUCUAUCAAUCCUUUCAACAUAAGUGAUGAGCUACCAAAGUCUCCCUUGGAUGACUUUACAGUGGAUGCCAUCUCAUCAGAUCAGAUGGUGACAGAUGAAGAUCUCAAGGCAAAUGUGGAGAAGGCAGCUGAGCAUGCUUGCAGUGUUUGUGAAGAGCAGUUGACUCAACUGAUUGGGAUCCCAUGCCAACAUGUACAGACUUGGCCAGGUGAAGAGGCGAGUGCCUUACCCACUGCCACCACUCAGAGAAAGGAACCAACCAAACGAGUCGUCUCUGUCCUCCGGCGGCAGAACAGCGAGUUUCGCAUGGCUCUGGCUUGCACGGUGUGUUUCCAGCGCAAGAAGUGCGUGGUGUUUGAAUGCGGUCAUAGUACCUGUAAGGAGUGUGCAGAGUUACUGCCCGAGUGCCCCGUCUGCCGUCAACCUGCCUCCAAAGUCAUUCCUCUCUACCUCUAAGACGGAUGCAUUCUUUUGAGUAAAGUAGUGUAUGUUAUUGACUGGUUAAUUUAGAACAUUAUUCAUAAUAUGCUGCAUGAAUCAACAAAAAAUAAUCAAAGCUUUUGCAAUUAACCUCUGCCAAAGCAUUAUCGGGUCAUUUUUAGAGGUUUUGACAACAACUUUUUAUUGUUAUAUUUUGUUUUCACUAAUGACGCGGUUAGUCAAGCUAUUGGUUAUAAUUUUAUGCAUGCAUUGAUGAGAAAAUAUCAAACAGAGCUGAAAGAAAGAAUCCAUCCGGGUAAAAAUAAUUCAUCCUUCAUGGUGUAGGGACUCUGGUUAUUCAUUGUCACCUAUCUUAACUCCAGUGAUCUCAAGGCAGCAGACAGCAAGAAACUCUGUGAUUAUCACUUGGCUUGAGAAAAUCCACAUAAGUGGACGAAAGCUUGCCUACUUAAUUGCAAGUUUGGUAGAAGCUUAAAGUUCAUGUAAUGAUCUGAAGGGUAAUUUCUACAUGAAUCCUAUAACCUUUAGACACUACAAAGCCUGCCAUUAACUUCACUUUCAAAAAGCAUAUCAUGUAAAAUGAAAUUCUAUCUAUCGGGCUAAAAACUGCCGUUAUUGGUAACUAUAAGUAUGUCUUGCUAGAUAAAUAUAUGUUUUCCUUUAUGAAUUUAAAAUUAAUUCUUAUUCUAUGAUCCUGGCCUUGAAUUGUAGGAGUGCUAGCACUAAGAGAGUUUCCAUCUGUACACCAUAUUGUAUAUCAGAAAUAUGAAAUAUAAUCAUUAAAGUAUAUUAUAUGUACAGUGUGUGUUAAUUCUAUUCAAGAAAAUACUGUAUUGACGUCCAAAAGAUUUGUUAUACAUUUACUUGUUAAAAGUAUGUUUUAUACCUCCGCUACAAAGUAGCCGGAGGCAUUAUGUUUUCGGGUUGUCCGUCCGUCCGUCCGUACGUCCCGUUUUCGUGAUCGCGUUAUCUCAAGAACCAAGAUGGAUUCCCGCCAAACUUUAGUCAUAUAUGUGUCUUGCAGUGUCAAUGAACUGAUUAGAUUUUGGAAUCACGAGAUCCAAGGUCAAAGGUCA